Molecule: messenger RNA, 1322 nt
Organism: Acanthopagrus latus (yellowfin seabream)
Lineage: Eukaryota; Metazoa; Chordata; Actinopteri; Spariformes; Sparidae
Gene: atf1
Product: activating transcription factor 1
Exons: 8
Coding region: 197-1123 (308 amino acids)
Biological process (GO): regulation of transcription by RNA polymerase II
Cellular component (GO): ATF4-CREB1 transcription factor complex; nucleus
Molecular function (GO): DNA-binding transcription factor activity, RNA polymerase II-specific; protein binding; RNA polymerase II cis-regulatory region sequence-specific DNA binding
Source: RefSeq, a predicted model, not a curated record
GCCGAACAGCCCCGCCCAUUUCCUUUGGGAAAAAAGUGGUCAGCUAUUUUUUUUAGCUGACAUCUUUGUAUUUUUAGCUGUUAGCCGUUACGGCUAAGUAACUUUUCAAGGCAUUUCUUGUGUCAAAGUGAAUACACGAAUUGCACGAAGUCCACGCUGUGAGCAAGAACAGUUACGCGGCCUUUGGAAAGUUACUAUGGAAGAAGUACAGCAGGGCACCAAUGGCACCGAGUCACAGCCUGCCGUCAUUCCCACUACCAUCACAACAUCUCAGUUCUCACAGAUAGCCCAACAGAUGUCACUGGGUGGUGGUUCUGUGGCUGUUGUACAGCUGCCUGGGGGUCAGUUUCAGGUUCAAGGAGUGAUCCAGUCUGCGCAGUCAUCGGUCAUUCAGUCCCCUCAGGGGCAGACUGUACAGGCCCUGGGUUCAGAUAGUGAUGAUUCACAGGACUCAUCAGACAGUGGGGUUACUGCCCAAAAGACCAGAGAAAUUCUGGCAAGACGACCUUCAUACAGAAAAAUCCUAAAUGAACUUUCAUCUGAGGAGGUGACACACAUCGAAGGAAAGGAUAACAGCCCGGGAGUGACAGGUGUUACAGUACCCACAACCCAAAUCUACCAGACCAGCAGCGGCCAGUACAUAACUAUAGCUGCUAAUGGCACCAUCCAGCUGGCAACUCCAGGAUCCGAAGGCCUUCAGGGUCUACAGGCUGUUGCCAUGGCCAACUCUGGUGGAGCCCAGCAAAGCACCACCGUCCUUCAGUAUGCUCAGACACCUGACGGCCAGCAGAUACUGGUGCCGAGCAACCAGGUUGUUGUACAAGGGUCCGGAGGAGAGCUGCAAACAUACCAGAUCCGCACAGCUUCUGCAUCCAGCUCCCUGCCUCAGACUGUAGUUAUGACCUCCCCUGUGGGACUAUCUCAGGGCAAGACUGACGAUCCAACAGUGAAGAGGGAAAUCAGACUUGCAAAAAACAGAGAGGCAGCCCGUGAAUGUCGACGGAAGAAAAAGGAAUACGUUAAAUGCCUGGAAAACCGUGUAGCUGUUCUUGAAAAUCAAAACAAGACCCUGAUUGAAGAACUGAAAACAUUGAAGGACCUUUACUGUGUGAAAACAGGAUAACCUGUUUGAAUAGAGGUUGAGGAUAAUGUGGGAGCGACGCAGCUCAGCCAUUUGGACAUGAACUGGGUUUCUGGGAACACUUCAUUUCAGGCUGAGAGCCGUCGUCUUUUUUUUUUUUUUUUACUCUGUUUGAUAUACAAGUGACUUGUGAUGGCAAUGAGAUAUACUCAACAAAUAAAAAAGAAAUUGGCCAUUUUUC